This is a messenger RNA of Funneliformis caledonium, 1686 nucleotides long. The record is from the annotation of a GenBank genome assembly. Lineage: Eukaryota; Fungi; Glomeromycota; Glomeromycetes; Glomerales; Glomeraceae.
AUGUAUCCUGGCGGUUACGAACUUAUCUUCGAGAAUUUCCGUCAAACAUCAGACGGAUUUUUUACACCAAAAUCAAAGGAUGCAAAAGAUAAAACAUUUAUUGAAGAUUUUGAUAAUACGAUAGAACUAUUUGAGGCAAUAGAGAUAGACCCUUCAAGAAAUAAAUUGUAUUCCUCAGAGAAUCUGGAACAUAAAACAUCAUUAUCAAUCCUCAAUGAGAAGACGGAUAUUUUCGGCGGUUGGAAUAAUGGACAGAUUUCCUGGGAUUGGGAUGAAAGUGGAUCGUGGGAUAAAGUAAGCCAACAGGAAAAGGUUAAUAUACAAAACCCCUCAAAUGUGGAGCCAAUAGAAGAAGUAUCGGAAAGUACUACAUCAUUUCCUCAUCUCUUAGUCGAGACGGCUCGCGCCAGUAAGGAGGAUAUCGAGCAGAUCACCGAAAUCGUUAAUCACCUACUGCAGAAUGACGACUAUAUAGUGUUCGGAAAUUGGUCAUGCCAAUGGCCAAAUAAGUGCAGAAAUGAAAAAGGAUGGAGAAUCUUAUAUCUUCGGGAAUCACUUGAAACAUAUCUUAAGUUACCUCCAAUACUUCAGCAUAAAUUUUUCAUCAAGCCAUGCAAGGAAUGCAAAAAUGAGAGCCUGAUCUCUAGCUUUAUUUUGUACGACCAACUACCAAGGAAUUUGAACAAUGAGCCCACCAUCGAGAUAAUCUGUCCUCAUCCCUAUUAUCAUGUCGAGACGACUCGCUCCAGGUCGGAGGAUGUCAAUCAGAUUACCGAAAUCGUUAAUCGCCUACUACAGUAUGAUGACUAUAUAGUUUACGGCAAUUGGUCAUGCCAAUGGCCUAAUUCGCAUCAAGGCGGAGAAUUUCAAGCAGAUAGAGCCGAAAGACGAGAUAAUAUUUCCUCUUCUCCACCAUCAUAUCGACUCGACUCGCUUCAAGGAGGAGAAUGUCAAGCAGGUCUAAAUGAUUACAGCAAUUUUCACUUUUGUAUUAUGCCAAAAUUUCUCGCAUUCCCGCUAACAAAAUGUAGAAAUGAAGUUGGAUGGCAAAUCCAAUAUCCUCAGAAAUCACUUGAAACGUUUCUAAAGUUACCUCCAAGAAUUCAACACGCUUUUUUCACUAAGCCAUGCGAGAAGUGCAAAAAUAGGAGCCUGAUAACGAGCUUCUUUUUAUACGACCAACCACCAAGGCAUUCAAACAGUGUGCCUACCAUCGAGAUCAUCUGUCACCUAGAAUGGAACAAUCACUAUAGAGUGAUCUCCGAAUGGAAAUGUGAACCGUUUUCUCAUAAAUGGCAUAGCUCUUACACUUGGAUAUCACUCCGAAAGUAUUUAGAGCAAACUCCAGCAGUUUAUUUUAGUCCAAACGAUUUUUACAAGCAAAAGUGUUUUGCAUGCAAAAACUUUUGCAAAGAGAAGAAUUGCGUAAAAAUGCGAAAAAAAUGCAAUGCAUGCAAGGAUAAACGCGAAAGAUGCUUUGAAUGCCGUGAUAAACGCAGGAAUUACACGGGAUGCAAGAAAUGCGACCAUGAUGGAAUCAUCUUGAAUUACGAACCUUUAGUACGUUCAUAUUUGAAUGGCACAUCUCAUAAAGAAGAUAUAUGUGCAAAAUGCAUUGCAGGUGUUCGCUGUAUUCAAACCGACUACUUUCACCGUACUCAGCGAGAACGAAUUAUUAACUAUUAA